AUGGGAAAGACUGGAGAGUUAUACAGCUCUACGGCUGAAAGUUCGCGGAUUUUCGAUCUGCUCUUUACACUCGUCGACGGCGUGUCUCUGCCUCCAGAGACCCAGGCAAAAAAGGUUGACAUCAGCUUUACGGCAUCCCGCGAUCAGCCGUAUUUCCCUGUUCCCUUCAAGGAGACAGAGGUCGCCGCAGCCUUAAAGGCAGUCGAGGGCAGCGCCGCUGCUCUCUUAGCCGAUCAAGCAAACGGAACCGAGAAAAGCCGGAAAAUUACGGUCAACCUGGAAAAGACCACGGCCUUUCUGUUCCAAGCAUAUCUUGCAAAGAUUGGAGGCCUCGGCAAGCUCGAUGCGGAUGUCAAGUCUCUGCUGAAAGACACAGAUAUUCUACAGGCUCAGUCCAACCCGUAUCGACGCAUGUCCGCCAACUUAUACGCAACCGCCGAGGAGGGAGAGUAUUACCACAUCCACGGCUCGCUGGAGGCUUCAACCACACUGCGCAUGCUUGGUCUGGAGGCUUUUCGCCCCGAUCUCAAGACCCACGAUGAUAUUGUUCGCGUCAUCGAGGCGGCCGUCAAAAAGCGUACAGUCGAUGAGCUAGAAAUCUUGAAUGCGCAGCAUCGACAAGCGGGUGUCAAAGCAUUCAAACAUGAUGAGUUUCUUCAAACGCCACACGGACAAGUCAACUGGAGACUGCCUCCGUGGACCGUCGAGCAGCUCGAGGACAGCACCCCUAAGCACGGCCUGCCAGGCCGUGGUGAAAGCCGCCGACUUCUCGCCGGGGUUAAGGUGCUUGAAAUGUGCCGCAUUAUUGCGGGGCCGGUGAUUGCGCGCAUCUUGGGAGAGUACGGUGCUGAUGUACUCAAGAUCACCAGCCCAAGCCUAAGUGACGUGCCCUUCUUCCAGGUAGAUGGAAACAUGGGCAAACGGACCGCGGAUCUCGACUUGAAGACUCCGGAGGGCAGGAGCGCAUUUGAGCGACUCCUGGAGGAUGUCGACGUCAUCAUAGAUGGCUACAGGCCUGGCGCCCUAGACAGACUUGGAUACGGAGUCAAGGCUCUCUCGGAGACAGCGGCCAAGAGGGGCAAGGGCAUUGUCUACGUGAACGAGAACUGUUUCGGCUACCAGGGAGAAUGGGCAGGCCGCCCUGGCUGGCAGCAAAUCGCGGACUGUGUCAGCGGCAUCGCAUGGGAUCAAGGCCGCUUCAUGGGACUCGACGAGCCCGUUGUGCCCCCGUUUCCCAUUUCCGACUACGGCACGGGAUGCAUGGGUGCCAUUGCCGCCCUCACCGGACUCUAUCAUCGGGCCGCACGGGGAGGCUCAUGGCAUGGAAAGACGUCGCUGUUGCAUUAUGACCUUCUGCUAUAUAGAGCCGGUCUCUUACCAGCCCAAGUACAAGACCAGCUUAGAGCGCAGGCCGGCCAGGAGUUCCUAGCCCUUCGUCACGCCCACAGCGUUGAUCAGAUUUCGGGCACCGCUCUCCAGGAACUAAGGAGACGAUAUCCCGAGUUCGUUGACCAGCCACGGUAUCUAGACCACUGGUACUCGGACGGCUACAAAGCUGAUGUCUCAGCCGUCUUGCCGGUGGUGGAAAUUCAAGGCUUGGACAUCAGCUUUGCGCGUGCCAGCAGGCCCAACGGGGCUGACGAGGCGAGCUGGGAUUUUGAAAAGGAGAAGGACCAGAGAAUCCCGUAUGUACGGGCGUGA
Hirsutella rhossiliensis is the source of this 1701-nucleotide messenger RNA. Its product is annotated as coA-transferase family III domain-containing protein. Gene Ontology annotation, molecular function: catalytic activity. The coding region runs from base 1 to 1701 and encodes 566 amino acids. Lineage: Eukaryota; Fungi; Ascomycota; Sordariomycetes; Hypocreales; Ophiocordycipitaceae. The record is from RefSeq and is a predicted model, not a curated record. The transcript is spliced from 4 exons.